AUGAAGAGCAACAGCAGUGUGAAUCCUGUCUACUUUCAGUUCACACUGUUUAGAGAUUUUGGUCGCCUCAGAUUUCUGUUCUUUGGUCUGUGCCUGUUGAUCUACUUGACCAUAAUCUCUGCUAACACUGUCAUUAUUCUGACAAUCUGGCUGGAGAAGUCUCUGUAUCAGCCCAUGUACGUGUUUAUCUCCUUUCUGUCUUUAAACGCUGUGUAUGGAUCAGCAGGCUUCUUCCCCAGGUUUCUGAUGGACAUUCUGUCAGACACUCAUUUGAUCUCACGUCCAUUUUGUUUCAUACAGAUAUAUGUUAUUUACACCUAUGCAUCAUACGAACUAAUGAUUCUCGGCAUCAUGGCCUAUGACAGAUUUGUUGCUAUUUGCCAGCCUUUAAACUAUCACAGUAAAAUGAGUUUCAGGAUGGUGAGAAACCUUUUGGUGUUUGCUGUUCUCUACCCUGCAUGUGCUGUCGGCGUCUGUCUUUAUCUGACCAUCGGUCUUCCUUUAUGUGGAAAUAAACUGCACAGGAUUUUCUGCUCUAACUGGCCUGUGGUUCGGCUCUCCUGUGUGCUCACACCUGUGAACAACAUCGUAGGUCGGAUUCUUUCUGUGAUAACAGUCUUUUUCCCUCUGCUCUUUGUGCUGUACACCUACCUGCGUAUUCUGGUGGUUUGCAGGAGAAGCUCGGCAGCUUUCAGAGGAAAGGCGUUACAAACCUGUCUGCCUCACAUCGUGACUUUGGUGAACUAUUCGUUCUCAUUGUUCUGUGAGCUUUCACUGAGUCGACUUGAAGCUGAUGGAGUAAAUUCAUUUGUCAUAGUUGUUUUAACUUUGGAGUUUUUGAUUAUUCCCCCCAUUAAUAAUCCUCUCGUUUACGGCCUGAAUCUUCCUCAGAUCAGAGGAGUGAUUCUUAAAUCUUUUCAAAUAUGCAAAAUUAUCCCUCCUCAUAAAAACAUGCACAGACAGCAACUCAAGACGCUCGUACGCAAUAGAAAAAAAUGCUGGAACAUGGAGUCAUAAAUGUGAAUGCACAUAUAACUUGCUUGUCAUUGCGCUCCUUUUAUUACAGUAAAAUG
Molecule: messenger RNA, 1073 nt
Organism: Scatophagus argus
Lineage: Eukaryota; Metazoa; Chordata; Actinopteri; Scatophagidae
Product: olfactory receptor 10A3-like
Exons: 1
Coding region: 1-1017 (338 amino acids)
Biological process (GO): G protein-coupled receptor signaling pathway
Cellular component (GO): membrane
Molecular function (GO): G protein-coupled receptor activity; olfactory receptor activity
Source: RefSeq, a predicted model, not a curated record